Dromiciops gliroides (monito del monte) is the source of this 189-nucleotide messenger RNA. RefSeq names its product small EDRK-rich factor 1-like. The record is from RefSeq and is a predicted model, not a curated record. The coding region runs from base 1 to 189 and encodes 62 amino acids. The transcript has a single exon. NCBI's taxonomy places the organism in Eukaryota, Metazoa, Chordata, Mammalia, Microbiotheria, Microbiotheriidae.
AUGGCCCAUGGAAACCAACGGGAACUUGCCAGUCAGAAAAACAUGAAGAAAACACAGGAGAUUAGCAAGGGCAAAAGAAAAGAAGAUAGCUUGUCUGCCUCCCAGAGAAAGCAGAGGGAUUCUGAAAUCAUGAAACAAAAGAAGGAGGCUGCUAAUGAGAAGAAAUCUCUGCAGACUGGGGGAAAAUGA